Messenger RNA from Pezoporus flaviventris, 688 nucleotides. RefSeq names its product cyclin dependent kinase inhibitor 1C (gene CDKN1C). Lineage: Eukaryota; Metazoa; Chordata; Aves; Psittaciformes; Psittacidae. Gene Ontology annotation, biological process: regulation of cell cycle. The record is from RefSeq and is a predicted model, not a curated record. Gene Ontology annotation, molecular function: cyclin-dependent protein serine/threonine kinase inhibitor activity. The transcript is spliced from 3 exons. Bases 25 to 618 code for a protein of 197 amino acids. Gene Ontology annotation, cellular component: nucleus.
CAUCCCGCGUUCUCGCCAGCGGCGAUGCCCAACGUGCACCUCUCCGCUGCCGCCGCCGCCCUGGAGCGCCUGUCCGUCCGGCGGGCCCUAGGCGGGCACGGCCGCAGCCCCGUCUGCAGGAGCCUCUUCGGGCCGGUGGACCAUGAGGAGCUGGGCCGGGAGCUGCGGAGCCGCCUGCGGGAGAUCGGGGAGGAUGACCAGCGUCGCUGGGACUACAACUUCCACACCGACACACCGCUGCCAGGGCCCGGCCGCCUGCGCUGGGAGGAGGUGGAAGGCGGCGCUGUGCCCGCUUUCUACCGGGAGACGCUGCAGGUGGGGCGGUGCCGCGUCCCGCUCCUGCGGGCACCCCCCUCCCCGCCGCCGUCACCGCCGCCCCCCGCAGCCGCCGUCGCCAGCAAGGGGCCCGGAGGGCGCCUGAGCCGGGAGAACCGCGCCGCGCCCUGCUGCCGUGGCAUGCGGCUCUGCCGGCGGGGCCCAACGGCCCGCAUCACAGAUUUCUUCGCGAGGAGGAAAAGGCCAGCGGAGUCCAAGGCGGCGACGGAGCGUCCCGCCGUCUGCCCGCAGCCCCCCGGCGCCGCUACGGCUGAGCAGGCUCCCCGCAAGCGGCUCCGGUGAGCCAGACUUUUGCACUACGGCACCCACGGGAGAGGCGCACCGCCCCCCGGAGGUGCGGUGAGCAGGGACU